AUGGAUUUGAGUCGUAUUCUGAAAGUAUGCGGGGACGACUUUGAAGAGCUGGGCACUGCGCACUGCCACGGAACACAAGUACAGAACUCUGCCGAGCACGCCGAGCUGUUCCGAUCAGUCUUGGAAGGACGUACUGACCAGGACAAUGUCGAAGACAGUCCAUUUGGGACAGCCUCCGUCGAACGUACCGCUGAGUCUGUCAGAAACCGGAGCUGCUUCGCUAGCGAGUGGGCCGCUUCGGGAGGCGUUUCGGGUGACCAAGACCGGGCGCCGUGGUUCUUGGUAGGAAGCCAAGAGAGGGCUGAGGAAGCGGGGCCUCAAUUUCUGUCCGAAGAACCGGAAGUGGUCGCGUUCUUGCUCGAGAGUGUGAUCUACCGGGUUGACAAUGAAGCAGCAUUGAGGAGUUUGGAGACAGGCAUAGCCAUUUCGGAAGACGAGAAGAAUGCGCUCACUCCACGUGACAGUAACAGAGAAAGAGACAGGACCCCACGCCCGCUCAGUGACGAGAGCACGGACGGAGUAGAGUUGGCUGGAGAUGCAGUGGUAAGACACGUGGCAGCUCGGGAUGCUGACACGGCCCCCUCAGAGGCUCAGUCUGCUGGUGCUCGGGAGACGGGGACCGGUCUGACUGCUACAGGGAAAGAGAGAGGGCGAGUGACCACGGGAAAGGUUUCAGAGCCGAUGAAACGUGACCGGGAGGAGCGGCUUGAAAUCGGACCGGCGGCGACGGGAAUGGCGCGCAAGUGGCGGAGCGGAGCGUUCCGGUCACACGAGAAGCAGAGGAACAGCAAGGUGCAUGCAGAAAUGAAGAGUGUGAAGGAGGUCUGGUUUGCGCUGUUGCUGAGAAUCUGGAAGGACCCGCGGGGCUUGUGCCGGGUCCAGGAAACGAACUGGAAGUGUCUGAAGCCUGGGCCGGUGAACUGGACGUAA
This is a messenger RNA of Klebsormidium nitens, 930 nucleotides long. The record is from the annotation of a GenBank genome assembly. NCBI's taxonomy places the organism in Eukaryota, Viridiplantae, Streptophyta, Klebsormidiophyceae, Klebsormidiales, Klebsormidiaceae.